AUGAACGAGUCGUACGAAAGUAGUAUCACUCAGUCGAUCGAAACCGGUACCAUUGAAACGAGUGUCAUGGGUACCAGUGAUCCAAGCUCAAGCAUCGAGAACCACUUCUACCUAUACUGCGAUGGAACUGAUGAUAAGUUCGUCAUCACUCGAGCUCGUGUGAUAGGAUUCCUGCCGAUCGAGGCAAAUGCUUUUUCGCACACAGUUAGGGUUAAUGUUCUAACAGAAUACGACAACUACCGCCGAACAGGAUUCAACAACUACGUGGAAAGAAACUACGGCAGCGACGGUUCCACCGGGAUAUCACCGCUACUGUCGGAGGACUAG
Messenger RNA from Sphaeroforma arctica JP610, 327 nucleotides. RefSeq lists its product as hypothetical. NCBI's taxonomy places the organism in Eukaryota, Ichthyosporea, Ichthyophonida. The coding region runs from base 1 to 327 and encodes 108 amino acids. The record is from RefSeq and is a predicted model, not a curated record. The transcript is spliced from 2 exons.